AUGCAUAUCGGGGUUUUGGCCAGAUCAUAUCCUUUGAUUGUAUUGCGCAUGAUUGAGUUACUGGAUGAUCCAUUCGCACUUUUACGUACAUGUCGGGCGUUCUGGAUGGUCGGAAAACAUACAAAGAUUCGACUCAUAUGGCUUGUAAAUCAUAGUCAACACCGGCUAAAGGAAUUCAACACCGAGUUGAAUUCCGAGCGACAACUACAGCUUGUGCAGAGUGUUUUCGAGACUGGUGUUCAAUACCAUAUCUUGACUACCAGUGUGUGGUCACAGUUGCUAUUUCACUUGAACAGCUCUUUACCGAAUAUUCAAAAUCUCAAUCAUGAGUCUUUUUGUCUAAAUACAUGGCUUGCCAGAUGGGGAAAGUAUGACAUUCUCGUUCUUGCGCUUACCUACGGAUUUUGCAACGCAAACGACCUGUUAAAAAACCUUGUUCGAUUUGGUCAUGUCAACCAAACACUUGCACUUCUUGAGCAUCCUCAACUUUUUUAUAAAAAGUGCAUUACAUUACCUCACAAAGUAUUUCGAUACCUCGCUCCAUCCAAUGUACUAUGUUUGAUCGACAACCAAAGCAUAUCUAUUCAAUCCUUUGUUCAAUGGGGUACAUGUCCCAUUGGUCAGCAUACGUUGCGGCAAGUUCUUGAUGGUAAACUGGGAUCCACAUCGACCCAAUCUAAAUGUGCUGAUCUGUUUAGAGAGGUAUCCGAAGAAUUGAUUGUCUACGCGAUCAUGAGAAAAGACCAAAGAUUGGUUUCAUUUAUUCUGAGUAUGCCCAAACAUACUUGUUUGAAUCUAGCCCGAGUGCAACGUAUUGCCAUUCAAGGUAAAAUAGCCGCCAUGGCAAAUCUUGAUGAAAAACAGACAGAUCAACAUCACACUCUAAAUAUUACAUAG
This is a messenger RNA of Batrachochytrium dendrobatidis JAM81, 897 nucleotides long. RefSeq lists its product as uncharacterized. The record is from RefSeq and is a predicted model, not a curated record. Bases 1 to 897 code for a protein of 298 amino acids. The transcript has a single exon. NCBI's taxonomy places the organism in Eukaryota, Fungi, Chytridiomycota, Chytridiomycetes, Rhizophydiales.